Messenger RNA from Paramecium pentaurelia, 562 nucleotides. The record is from the annotation of a GenBank genome assembly. NCBI's taxonomy places the organism in Eukaryota, Ciliophora, Oligohymenophorea, Peniculida, Parameciidae.
AUGCAUAACUUAUUAAUAUUAGAUUUAUUUGAUUUUGAAUAUAAAUUAAAUGAGAUUACCAAUACUAAUGCAGAUCCUGAUGGAUUAGAGAUUAUUUUACUUGCAUUAAGAAAUUCACUUUUUAUUAUUUAUAAAAAUGGUAAGCCUGGAAUGGAUAAUUCAUCAAGUAAAGAUUUACUUUUAAUUUUUGGAUAAAUAUUAGCUGAAUCAGAUAUUUUUAGAAAUACAAAAAAAUAAUAGAAAAAAAAGUGUCUCAUAUAAAAAUAAAAUUAAUAAAUAAGACAAAAGAGUAAGAGGGUGUGAUUCCUGCUCCUAAAUUUAUAUGUGAAGUUAAUUAAGUCAAGGAUUUUUAAAAUCUAAAUAGAAUAAUUAGACAUUAAUUCAAAUAACUUUCAUGUUUAUUAAAAAGAAAGGAAUCCCAAUAAAACCAAGUAUAUUGAAUAUAAGAUUAAAAUAGAUUGAUAAAAUAGUAUCAUAAAUGAAUUUAAACGAUUUUACAGUUGAUCAAUUACUAAGUUUGUCUGAUCCAGAUUAAUUAAAUGAAAUUACAAUAAUUAAGUGA